This is a messenger RNA of Rotaria sordida, 369 nucleotides long. NCBI's taxonomy places the organism in Eukaryota, Metazoa, Rotifera, Eurotatoria, Philodinida, Philodinidae. The record is from the annotation of a GenBank genome assembly.
AUGGAACGAUUAUCUGUGAUUAAUCGUAAAUCACAAAAUCGUAAACAAGCUUAUGAAUCAAACAAUGAUAAUCAAAAUUUAUCUCUUAUUGAAUAUUUGUUUCUUUGUGAACUUAAGCUUGUCCAUGUCCAUGAUGAUUAUAUAGAACAACUUUUAUUUGAUACUAAAACGUAUUUGCCAAAUAAUGUUCGUCUUUGUAUUGAUUAUAAGUCUUUACAGCGAGUAACACAUAAUUUUACAAGAGAUGCUACACGAAUUAAUUGUACCAAAAUAAAUGAUUUAAGAUUACGUGCUGAAAGCAAAUGUUCCAAUUUAUCUUUACAAGAAUAUUUUCCUUAUGCAAAAAUAUGUUAUUCAAUAAUGUUCUGA